AUGGCAGCGGCGUGUUGGCGCGCACUGCUCUUGUGCUCGGCGGUGGCAGCAGCGCGGGUCCUGAUCCCCCCUGAAGACCCCUCUGUCCUGUCCCCUCGUAAGUACCAGCACACAGAUCCAUCCUCGGGCUUCCAGCUUACCUGCGACAAGUGCCCCGCCGGGACCUAUGUGUCGGCCCACUGCUCCUCCAACGCAGAGCGGGAGUGUACCUCCUGUCCCGAGGAGAGCUUCACGCGUGGGGAGAACGGGGUCCAGCAGUGCCACCGCUGCAGAGAACCCUGCCCCCGCGGCCUGGUGGAGAAGACAGCCUGCACAGCCACCCAGGACCGUGUCUGCUCCUGCCCCCCAGGGACAUUUCUAACACAGGGGCAGAUGUGUAGACCCCACUCCCUGUGCCCCCCCGGGACUAGAGUGAAGAAGCGAGGCACUGAGACAGAAGACGUAAUGUGUAAACUCUGCAGCAAAGGCACUUUCUCGGAUGUGGAGUCCACUGCGGCCAAGUGCAGGACCCACCAGGAGUGUCACUCUCAAGGGCUCGUGCUGCUCGUCGCUGGUACCAGAGAGGCCGAUAAUGUAUGCGGGCCACUUCCUGCAUAUUCCGCCAUUCGCACAUCCCCCUCAACCACUCCCCCGAAAAACACAGCCUCUGAACCGGGACCAGAGCAGGCAGACUCUUCCAAUGGUCCUGUGUUGGAGAUCUCGCAGACCACCUCCUCUCCUCACAACGCCAAAGCAGAACACGGUUUCCACCGUCAUUCAGCCAAUAUCCAACUGAGGAGGACCACUCAUACACAACUAUUGGACCACACUUCUACUUCAAGUGUCCCAAACCAGGACCCAACUCGGACCCCACAUCUUGAGCAGCAAAUGGGGCAACAGAACUCUGAGGGUCUCCCUGGCUCCGGUCGAAAGGACAUUUUGGAGAGCAUAGAUACUGUCAAAAUUAGUAUCAACAAAGUGCCUGGGGGGGUCUCCAGUGCAUACCGUCCCACUCGGAGAGGGUCCCCGAGGCCAAGCACCACAGAGCACUUUGACAUUAAUGAACACCUGCCAUGGAUGAUUGUUCUGCUGCUGCUGCUGGUUCUGGUGGUGAUCGUGGGCUGCAGUGUGAAGAGGAGUUCGCGGGUUCUGAAAAAGGGGCCUGUGCAAGACCCCAGCAGCAUCAUGGAGAAGGCCAUCCAGAAGAAAGCCCACGGACCCCCCACACAAACCCGAGAGAAGUGGAUCUACUACUCCAAUGGACAGGGCGUGGACAUCCUGAAGCUGGUGUCCGCUCACGUCGGCUCUCAGUGGAUCGACCUGUACCAGUCGUUGGCCAACGCCACUGAGCGGGAAGUGGCUGCCUUCUCCAACGGCUACAGCUCGGACCCGGAGCGCGCGUACGCCGCUCUGCAACACUGGACCAUCCGCGACAGCGACGCAAACCUGGCCAAGCUCAUCAACGCUCUGCACCGCCACCGCCGCAUCGACGUGGUGGAGAAGGUCCGCUGUGUCAUGGAGGACAACCCACAGUUUGACCUGAACCAGCUGAUACCCUCUGUGAACGGCAGCCAAAGCCUCAGCCCGGUCCAUCGAGCCCCGGAGUCCCCUGGUGUGAGCAGCGUGGGGGGCAGCAGCAGCAGCGUGGGGGGUUCCAGUGUGGGCGGGGCCAGUGUGGGCGGGCCCAGUGCAGCGGGCAUGGAGCCUUCACCCAUCGAUCGGGCCAAAGGGUUCUUCCCCGACGAAUCAGAGCCGCUGCUGCGCUGUGACUCCACGUCCAGCAAAGACUCCGCUCUCAGCAGGAACGGCUCCUUCAUUACCAAAGAGAAAAAGGACACGGUGCUACGGCAGGUGCGUCUGGACCCGUGCGACCUGCAGCCGAUCUUCGACGACAUGCUGCACAUCUUAAACCCGGAGGAGCUGCAGGCGCUGGAGCUGAUCCCCAGUGCGGAGGACAAGCUGGACCGCCUCUUCGAGAUCGCAGGCGUCAAGAGCCAGGAGGCCAGUCAGACCCUGCUGGACUCGGUCUACAGCCACCUGCCCGACCUGCUCUAG
This is a messenger RNA of Knipowitschia caucasica, 2034 nucleotides long. Lineage: Eukaryota; Metazoa; Chordata; Actinopteri; Gobiiformes; Gobiidae. The record is from the annotation of a GenBank genome assembly.